Dovyalis caffra is the source of this 186-nucleotide messenger RNA. The record is from the annotation of a GenBank genome assembly. Lineage: Eukaryota; Viridiplantae; Streptophyta; Magnoliopsida; Malpighiales; Salicaceae.
AUGGGUCAAGAAAGCAAAGGAGCUGUGCGAUCACCGGUCUAUGGAUCUGAUGGAAGGAGGGAGGUAAGAGAGGGUGGGGAACAUGGGACCCGACUAACGGCUCUCAAGGUCUGGGACAAAAGGACACCCAGAUCCUGUUGGAUGGAGGGCCACCACACCAGCCGUCCCUUUGUUAGGGUAGACUGA